AGUGUGGUGAGCGAGCCGAAGCGCGGGAAGCUGCUGUUGUGGAGCCUCAGUCGCGGAGGCUCGGUCACUCGGGUAGGUAAAGGAAAAGAUGCCUGCCACACGGAAGCCAAUGAGAUAUGGGCAUACAGAGGGACACACGGAGGUCUGUUUUGAUGAUUCUGGGAGUUUUAUUGUGACUUGUGGAAGUGAUGGUGAUGUGAGGAUUUGGGAAGACUUGGAUGAUGAUGAUCCUAAGUUCAUUAAUGUUGGAGAAAAGGCAUAUUCGUGUGCUUUGAAGAAUGGAAAAUUGGUCACUGCAGUUUCUAAUAAUACUAUUCAAGUCCACACGUUUCCUGAAGGAGUUCCAGAUGGUAUACUGACUCGCUUCACUACAAAUGCAAACCAUGUGGUCUUUAAUGGGGAUGGUACUAAAAUUGCUGCUGGAUCUAGUGAUUUUCUAGUCAAAAUUGUGGAUGUGAUGGAUAGCAGCCAACAGAAAACAUUUCGAGGACAUGAUGCCCCUGUUUUAAGUCUUUCCUUUGAUCCUAAGGACAUCUUUCUGGCAUCAGCUAGUUGUGAUGGAUCUGUCAGAGUGUGGCAAAUUUCAGAUCAGACAUGUGCUAUUAGUUGGCCACUGCUACAAAAAUGCAACGAUGUGAUAAAUGCAAAAUCAAUCUGCAGACUUGCUUGGCAGCCAAAAAGUGGGAAGUUACUGGCAAUUCCUGUGGAAAAAUCUGUUAAGCUAUAUAGAAGAGAAUCUUGGAGUCAUCAAUUUGAUCUUUCAGAUAAUUUCAUCUCUCAGACCCUCAAUAUAGUAACCUGGUCUCCCUGUGGGCAAUAUUUAGCUGCAGGUAGUAUUAAUGGUCUAAUUAUAGUUUGGAAUGUGGAAACCAAAGACUGCAUGGAAAGGGUGAAACAUGAGAAAGGUUAUGCAAUUUGUGGUCUGGCAUGGCAUCCUACUUGUGGUCAAAUAUCAUAUACUGAUGCGGAAGGAAAUCUAGGGCUUCUAGAGAAUGUUUGUGACCCCAGUGGAAAGACAUCAAGCAGUAAGGUAUCUAGCAGAGUGGAAAAGGAUUACAAUGAUCUUUUUGAUGGAGAUGAUACGAGUAAUGCUGGUGAUUUUCUAAAUGACAAUGCAGUCGAGAUCCCUUCUUUUUCAAAAGGGAUUAUAAAUGAUGAUGAGGAUGAUGAAGACCUCAUGAUGGCUUCAGGUCGUCCUAGACAGCGAAGUCACAUCCUAGAAGAUGAUGAAAACUCAGUUGAUAUUUCAAUGCUGAAAACUGGUUCUAGUCUUCUCAAAGAGGAGGAGGAAGAUGGUCAAGAAGGCAGCAUUCACAAUCUACCACUUGUAACAUCCCAAAGGACAUUUUAUGAUGGAUCCAUGCCAACUCCCCAGCAAAAGCCAUUUCAGUCAGGUUCUACACCCUUGCAUCUCACUCACAGAUUCAUGGUGUGGAACUCUAUUGGAAUUAUUCGCUGCUAUAAUGAUGAGCAGGACAAUGCCAUAGAUGUGGAGUUCCAUGAUACCUCCAUACACCAUGCAACACACUUAUCAAACACUUUGAAUUAUACAAUAGCAGAUCUUUCCCACGAAGCUAUUUUGUUGGCAUGUGAAAGCACUGAUGAACUAGCAAGCAAGCUUCACUGCCUGCACUUUAGUUCUUGGGAUUCAAGCAAAGAGUGGAUAAUAGACUUGCCUCAGAAUGAGGAUAUUGAAGCCGUAUGUCUUGGUCAAGGAUGGGCUGCUGCCGCUACUAGUGCCCUGCUUCUUCGAUUGUUUACUAUUGGAGGGGUUCAAAAAGAGGUAUUCAGCCUUGCUGGACCUGUGGUGUCAAUGGCAGGACAUGGAGAACAGCUUUUCAUUGUUUAUCACAGAGGUACAGGAUUUGAUGGGGAUCAGUGCCUUGGAGUUCAACUGCUAGAGCUGGGGAAAAAGAAAAAACAAAUUUUGCAUGGUGACCCUCUUCCUCUUACAAGGAAAUCCUACCUUUCAUGGAUUGGGUUUUCAGCUGAAGGUACCCCUUGUUACGUGGAUUCAGAAGGAAUUGUUCGAAUGCUUAACAGAGGACUUGGUAAUACAUGGACUCCUAUAUGUAAUACAAGAGAGCACUGCAAAGGAAAAUCUGAUCACUACUGGGUGGUUGGUAUCCAUGAAAAUCCCCAGCAACUAAGGUGCAUUCCUUGUAAAGGUUCUCGGUUUCCCCCAACCCUUCCACGCCCUGCUGUUGCUAUAUUAUCCUUUAAGCUUCCUUACUGUCAGAUUGCAACAGAGAAAGGACAAAUGGAGGAGCAAUUUUGGCGUUCAGUUAUAUUUCACAACCACCUUGAUUAUUUAGCUAAAAAUGGUUAUGAAUAUGAAGAGAACACUAAAAAUCAAGCAACAAAAGAGCAACAGGAACUUUUAAUGAAAAUGCUUGCGCUUUCUUGUAAACUGGAGCGAGAAUUCCGUUGUGUGGAACUUGCUGAGCUAAUGACUCAAAAUGCUGUGAAUUUAGCGAUUAAAUAUGCUUCUCGCUCUCGGAAAUUAAUACUGGCUCAAAAACUUAGUGAACUGGCUGUAGAGAAGGCAGCUGAAUUGACAGCAACCCAGGUGGAAGAGGAAGAAGAAGAAGAAGAUUUCAGAAAAAAGCUGAAUGCUGGUUACAGCAAUACUGCUACAGAGUGGAGCCAACCAAGGUUCAGAAAUCAAGUUGAAGAAGAUGCCGAGGACAGUGGAGAAGCUGAUGAUGAAGAAAAAUCAGAAAUACAUAAGCCUGGACAGAACUCGUUUUCCAAAAGUACAAAUUCCUCUGAUGUUUCAGCUAAGACAGGUGCAGUUACCUUUAGCAGCCAAGGACGAGUAAAUCCCUUUAAGGUAUCAGCCUGUUCCAAAGAACCAGCCAUGUCAAUGAAUUCAGCACGUUCAACUAAUAUUUUAGACAAUAUGGGCAAAUCAUCCAAGAAAUCCACUACACUUAAUCGAGCUACAAAUAAUGAAAAGUCUCCCAUUAUAAAGCCUCUGAUUCCAAAGCCGAAGCCUAAGCAGGCAUCUGCAGCAUCCUAUUUCCAGAAAAGAAAUUCUCAAACUAAUAAAACUGAGGAAGUGAAAGAAGAAAAUCUUAAAAAUGUAUUAUCUGAAACCCCAGCUAUAUGUCCUCCUCAAAACACUGAAAACCAAAGGCCAAAGACCGGGUUCCAGAUGUGGUUAGAAGAAAAUAGAAGUAAUAUUUUGUCUGACAAUCCUGACUUUUCAGAUGAAGCAGACAUAAUAAAAGAAGGAAUGAUUCGAUUUAGAGUGUUGUCAACUGAAGAAAGAAAGGCAUGGGCUAACAAAGCCAAAGGAGAAACGGCAAGUGAUGGAGCUGAAGCAAAGAAGCGAAAACGUGUGGUUGAUGAAAGCGAUGAAACAGAAAACCAGGAAGAAAAAGCAAAAGAGAAUCUCAAUUUGCCUAAAAAGCAGAAACCUUUAGAUUUUUCUACAAAUCAGAAACUAUCAGCUUUUGCAUUUAAGCAGGAGUAAAAGAAGAAAGUGACCCUAGGAAAGUAAUGGAUUUUUUUUACUCAUCUUUGAAUAUAGACUUGAGUCUUUGGGAAACUCAUUAUAUAUUUUUUAAAGAGUUUGAAGUAACUGUUUGUCUUUUUAAGAUAAUGUAGUAAUUAUAUUGGUAUAGGUAACAGGGCAUAUGUAAAAACUAUCAUCUUUGCAGAUUACUCUGCCUUGCCAGUCUCCUGCCUCAGCCUCCUAAGUAGCUGAUUUGUAGGGCCUUUCAGAGAUGCAUUGUGAUUGUAAUUACUGAGUUGAAGCUACAACCAAUUUGAAUUUGUUUCUUAACCUUGAAAAAUCAUUAAAGCCAAGGUAUUAAAACCUUUGUGCAUUAAUACCUUCUAGGGGUUUGGUUCAUUUGGUUUUUGUCAUGUACAAAGAAGGACAAUAGUCCUCUUCCCAAGUGUGUUAGCAUAGACUUCUCUAUAUGUUUCUACUAGACCUAGGGGAUGACGUCUUUUAAUAAUACUGACCCUAAACAUGUAAAUAAUCUUGUAGGUGAGACUUUUGUGUUUCGGAAAUUUCUUCCUAUGUGGCUUUCAGUUGUCUGUUUGUGUAGCCUGGAUUUUUUUGAGAUGAAUGAAACUUUCUCAUUUGU
Nomascus leucogenys (northern white-cheeked gibbon) is the source of this 4100-nucleotide messenger RNA. It is a transcript of the gene WDHD1, whose product is annotated as WD repeat and HMG-box DNA binding protein 1. Gene Ontology annotation, biological process: DNA repair; DNA-templated DNA replication; mitotic cell cycle. Lineage: Eukaryota; Metazoa; Chordata; Mammalia; Primates; Hylobatidae. The record is from RefSeq and is a predicted model, not a curated record. Gene Ontology annotation, cellular component: nuclear replication fork. Gene Ontology annotation, molecular function: protein binding; chromatin binding.